Bufo gargarizans (Asiatic toad) is the source of this 2991-nucleotide messenger RNA. RefSeq names its product phosphatidylinositol glycan anchor biosynthesis class M (gene PIGM). Gene Ontology annotation, biological process: GPI anchor biosynthetic process. NCBI's taxonomy places the organism in Eukaryota, Metazoa, Chordata, Amphibia, Anura, Bufonidae. The coding region runs from base 270 to 1574 and encodes 434 amino acids. The transcript has 6 exons. Gene Ontology annotation, molecular function: alpha-1,4-mannosyltransferase activity; GPI mannosyltransferase activity. Gene Ontology annotation, cellular component: membrane; glycosylphosphatidylinositol-mannosyltransferase I complex. The record is from RefSeq and is a predicted model, not a curated record.
UCACCCUGUCAGGCACUGCCUCUUCUACUCCUGUGCCCGCACUCAGCCCCGACCCGGAAGUCGUCCCCGCCACUGCUGCGCCCCGCCCCCACACGCCAGGUCUGGCGCCCCUACCCGGCUCGUCAUGGGGCGCAAGACUUUGUGAUUUCAAGCAACGCCAUCUGUAAUAAGAAUGAUCAGCGUGGGAACCUCCUCAUACAGUAUACUUGCCACGCGCAGUUUCCGACGUUAUAGGCACACAGUUUUCCACCUGCGGUUCCAGUUUAGACAUGGCUGAUAAAAAUCUAGCAAUGGAAAGGAAAGCAGCGUACCAGGGACAACGGCAGAGCAGUUUAUUGACGCUGCCAUUUAUGUUUUCAAUUGCCUUUCUUGUAAGAAUGGUCCUUAUCAUCUAUGGAGUCUACCAAGACCGCACAAUGGUGGUGAAAUACACAGAUAUCGACUACCACGUCUUCACGGAUGCCGCUCGAUAUAUCACUCAGGGAUCUUCUCCUUAUGAGAGGGCAACGUAUCGGUACACACCAUUGCUCGCCUGGAUGUUGACACCAAACAUCUAUCUCUCUGAAGUUUUCGGGAAGUUCUUAUUUGCAUGCUGUGAUUUAAUUGCAGCUUUCCUAAUCCAAAGAAUCCUUCUCCUCCAAGGCCUGGAUAGCCACACGGCUAGCAAGUACAGUGCUUUUUGGCUUUUUAACCCAUUGCCUAUGGCUGUCUCCAGCAGAGGGAAUGCAGAAUCGGUCUUGGCUGUUCUUGUUUUAUCAUCUCUGUAUUAUGUGAAGAAGUGCCAUCUUGUGAAGGCCGCCCUUCUCUUUGGUCUCUCAGUUCACAUGAAGAUCUAUCCUGUGACCUAUCUAUUGCCCAUUUCAUUGUCACUGCAAGCAACAAGAACUGAGGAAAGUAGGUCGCACGUAGCCGGUGGAUUGGUUCGGAAAUUCUUCCAAGAUUCCUGGGAGCUCUUCCUCAGACUCCUCAAUUGGAACACCCUAACCUUUGGCAUUGUAUUCACUUUUACAUUACUUACACUAAGUUUUGUCUUCUACUGUAGCUAUGGCUGGGAUUUCCUUGAGCACACUUACCUCUAUCACUUGACCAGGAGAGAUAUACGACAUAAUUUCUCCCCAUACUUCUACAUGCUUUACCUAACUGCGGAGAGUGACAGGAGCUUUGUCCUUGGCCUUGUUGCCUUUGUACCUCAGAUAUUGCUGCUAGCUAUUAUAUCCGUGGUCUAUUAUCAAGAUCUGACCUUCUGCUGCUUCUUGCACACCGCUGUCUUUGUGAGCUUCAACAAAGUGUGCACAUCUCAGUAUUUCCUGUGGUACCUUUGCCUUUUGCCAUUGGUUAUGCCUGGCCUGAAGAUAUCAUGGCGGCGGAGCACUUUUCUGGUUACUUUAUGGUUUGGUGGACAGGCCGUGUGGCUAGCUCCAGCCUACUAUCUGGAAUUUGAAGGCCUCAACACAUUCAUACUGAUUUGGGUGGCCGGGCUGGCCUUCCUCAUUGUAAAUAGCUAUGUUAUCUCCCAAAUUAUCGUCCGCUACAAUGUCUGUAGAGAAAACGUUCGAAAACGUAAACUACAGUAACUCUUGUGCCAAAUGUUGAGGCCAUACGCCUGCCUUUUGCUGUCAGUUCUCUUAAUUGGGUAUUUUUCCCUGAGAAAUUUGGUUAAUAGGUGACUUUUUUUUUACUAAUGCACGUUCAUAGUACCAACAAUAAUAAGGCUAAUGUCUCACCAGGAUUGACCUUCAACCAGCUUUACACCUUCAUGAAUACAAGUGGGGGCAAUAAAUACUAUGGAUUAGUACUCUAUGACAUAUGUCUUCAGCUAUCUCUCCUUCCUCAUAUAUGUGUAUACUCUUCUCAGCCAGGCAUGCAUGUGAUCUGAAAGCCACUGCCGGCCAUCCCUGAAAAACAAAAGGAUCAGGCAUGUUGAAAUUCAACUUCUCCAACAUAUGGAGGAGAGUCAGUCAUCCGGCUAUAUUAGGCAGGCUUGGAUGACAUAAUGUGUAUUGCCAGAUUUGGGGUCUGUUCACAUCUGCAUUGCAAAUUUUAGAUUUGAUGUGUAGAAGAGCAUUGCAUGCAGUGAUGUUGUUCUGGUCAAAAUGACAACCCCAAUUGAUUUUUGGCUUCUUUGUCACAAUGGUAGUGUGAAUUGAAGACAACCUGUAACCAGAAAAGGCUUCAUUCAGAUGAGUGGACCUGUGUAAUGCACUACUGAAAAACCCAAAGUGCCAGGGUCCACCCAGAUAAUGCUUUAAGGCACAGACAAACAUUAGGGUUUCUUACUGGAAACCCAAACCAGGAAUUUACUGUGCAAGACUGCAUCAGGAACCCUAAAUGUGUGGCUGCACCUGUAGGAGCAGAGCUAUCCAAAUAGUUUUUAUAGUGAUCUGUUACGCAAAAAAAAAUUAAAAUAUUAAUACAUGGGGGCGGAGCCUAACCCCUGAGCAAGACGGAGGGCUGAGAGCUCUCUCCGCACAAACCCAUGCUUCAAGCUACUACAAGCCAGAGACAGCGUUGAAAAUUGUCAAAAUCGGGAGAGACAGACCUAGGGAGCCCCUGGGUACCCCAAAACAGAAAAAGAACCAGGCAGAAAUUAACAGAUUCUUGCAGAAAAAACUAGCCACAUCGCUUGCUCGCUCAGACAAGAUGGCGCAACAGGCAUAUGGGUGGGACUCUGAAGGAGAAGAGGAAUAAGAUGGGGAAUACGCCAUCUUUAAGCCCACUCUUGCUCAAGCCAUGGCCCCGCUGAUACAGAAGAUAAGAGAACUCAGGCAAGUCAUGCGGUCCCUGGGGCAUCGGGUAGAAAAGCUAAAGACUGAACAGGACCGAAUAGUGGCACACAGCCCUGUUUUGGUGCAAUCAUUAGAAGCCUAAAUCUCCUCACUAAACAUGGCCUACUUCAUGAUUGAAGAACAGGAGCAGGCGGAAAAAAGUCAGGAUGACAGGCUUAUCAGAAACAGUACUCCACGAGGAGCUGUUCACAGAUCAUCUGGGAGA